AUGUCUCUGAAGCGGUUCAACGCCGAUGUGCGGGCCGUCCGCGCUCGGAUUGAAGAUGAUGGAAUCCCAGGAGUCUUCGCUAUCGAGCGUGGUGACUCGGACGGUGAAGUCGUCGUCACUGUCGCUCACGAGAAGAUGCCCGCUCCCCUCCCCAUCCGGCUACUCGCCCAGAGUCUUGACGAGUACCCGAACGACAACAAGUUUCUCAUCUUCACAGCCUCCGAAAACAUUCCCACCAGUGUCCUCUCAGCUCUAGAGGACCUGCGGGACUAUACUUCUGGUAUGAAGCUUCUCGAGACUAUCACGACACUGUCGACAUGCCUAGACCGCGCCCUCCGCUCUGUCGACGUUGACCAAGUCAUCACCAUGGAAGACCCAAGUGAUCCCCAUGAUUCGGAUGACUUAAUGGAGGAUGAUCUCUAUGGUGAUUUCACCGAUCCAUUAUUCGGUCUAUCACCCAUUCGCACCAACAGCCAGCAUCGACCAUACUCUCGCCUGGCCUCCAGCAUGCUGCGAAGAAUCAAGCUUGACCUGCGCAGCGCACGAGAUGCAGGUUGCAAGGUCGGUAUCUUGGACGGCCUACAGCUCUCUUCUGGAACCCACAUCUUCUCCCUGUCGAUACGCGCCAGUGAACUGGGUCUAUCGCAGGAGGCUCUCGAGGCCUGGGACGUGGAGAUCUCUGACCACAUCAUUCUUCUGGUCCAAUUUGACGGACUGUACCCCUGUGCCGAACAGUUGCUUGAAAAGCCCUGUGCUAACUACAACGUCAACUUCCGCUUCGGCAAGGGCGUCAAGUACAAACCGUCGCCCGCGCAAGCCCGAGCAGCAUUCCUGGCCGAGACCUCUCGGAACCAUGGCGCACCCGAUGCCAAAGCGCAAACUAUCGAGGAUGACCAGGGCCGGACGUUCGAGAAGACUUUUAUUUCCAGCUCCCUCGAGCAAUUCAUGAACGAACAAUGCCUGUCCAUGAUCAAGCUUCGUUUUCAGAAUCUGGCCUACUCAUGGGACGAUGCCAACGAGCAAUUCCGGAACAUGUCCUCAAGAACUUGGGAUGAUCAAUCAGCCGCUAAGGCCAAUCAUGUGGAGGAGGCGACGGGACCCGAAUCCAAGUCAACAAAGAAGGCAAGGCCGACGAGAAAGUCGAAGGGAAAGCAAAAAGCAACAGCAGCGGUCCCCGCCUCGGAGACAGAUGAAGAGACGCCAUCACUCAAGCCCGUUCCAAACUUCCUAAUGUGGGAUGCCACCGCCAUUCGCCCCCUCGAACAAUGCAGCACCCCCUUGAUCGUCAUGCAAUUCGCGGUCCACUACUUCUCUCGGUGUACAGAGUACUGCCUGCGCUGCCACCAACAUAUCGGAACGGAGUUUGAGGCCCUCAAGCCUUUUGUCUGCUCAAACCCCUUAUGCUUGUUCCAGUACCUCGCGAUGGGUUUUGGGCCGUCCAUCGAGCACGAGAUUCUGACACAGCCAUAUGUCGUGGACCUCCUUGUCAGCUUGUGCUAUAGCAGCGUUCAGUACCCGAGAGUGAAUCACCCUGCCUUUCUCAACCAAGGGCAGGCACAAUAUAGGAUUCGUGAAUUUCCCUGUGGGCUUCACCUAAAGAUCCCAGACCCCUCCAGUGUUACCUUCUCAACCACAACUGCGGCCGGCAGCACGGCCCCAGUAUCCACCGACGCUACCACGGCCGCUUCAAACGAAGCAACCACUGCACCCACCAACGUCAUCAAGGUCCUGGCCGAUUUGCGAAACGGUGCGGUAACCGUGUCGAGUACGGAUCUAGGCCGCAUCGCCCCGGACACGUGGAUUACGCUGCGAGAGAAGGUACUUCAGCCUUCCGAGGGUGCACUUCAUCCUUCCGAGGGUUUACUUCAUCCUUUCGGGGAUGUACAUCAUCUUUCCAAUACCGAGCCCAAAUACCAUCAUGGACGUAUCAAGUACGUCGACCACCAAACCCGGACUCUCUAUGUCGAUGUCAACAUUCCGGCACCAAUGGAGGCCUCUGGGCCGGUCGAGAUGGAUUUGCUAUUCUAUGACACCGACUUCGACGACCUCGAUAAUACCGGGAAAGCACGCUCAAUGGCCACCAUCUUGAGGUCCCUCCCACCCAUCAGUUUGCUGCGAGAGUAUUUGAUCAAGAACCCGCAUAGCAGAUUGAGGUCAUACUCUGGCAUUUCACCUGCAGCUGUGACACUUUUGGAGUGGAUCGUGGCAUCCAACCGCUCAUGUAUCUUGCAGGUGACUCCCGUGGAAGACUCCCACGCGCAAGAUAGAACCCUUCUUGAAUCGAUCAAGACUCGGGACCAAGAGGCCAUCCCGUCCUUGGGGGAUGUCGUCCAGUUUCGGUUUGCCCAAGGCGCCCCGGACAAGGAGCUGCGAUUCCACCGAGCUCUAAAAGAAGUCAAACUGCGAAACUCUGACUACCCUACCCUAUUUGCCUGGCACGGAAGUGCCUUGUCCAAUUGGCACAGCAUCCUUCGCUACGGUCUAGACUUCAAAGAUGUACUUAACGGCAGGGCGUUUGGCAAUGGCGUUUACUUUUCACAGCUUUACGGCACUAGCCAAAGCUACGCCGCCCCUGACGCUACCGGUCGCUGGCCAAACUCGGCACUGAACAUCUCCAGUGUGAUCUCCCUGUGCGAGAUUGUGAAUGCCCCCGAGCGUUUUGUCUCGACUAAUCCAUAUCUGGUGGUCGGGCAGGUCGACUGGAUCCAGUGCCGUUACCUCUUUGCCCAGCGAUCGCACGGCGCUGCUGCCUCGACUGCUCCCGCCAAAGGUGCCGCAAACGAGAUCACGAAAGACCUUACACUCGCCCAAGAUCCUAUACGCACCGUUAUGGGACCGGAUGGCAAAGCCCUCACCAUCCCUUUGAAAGCAGUACCGACGAGGAAGCAGCAGAUGCCCAAAGCUCCAUCUUCGUCGAAGCGUGCCCACGAGCCAAUGUCUUCGUCGCGAGAAAUAGACGAAGAGCAAGUCUCAGAUCUCGAAUUUCUCUUCUUCGACGAGGAGGACGAGGACGGGCCGUCGCCACCCCCUGCUAAGCGAUCUAACUCUGCGCGGGAUUCCAGCGUUGAUAGCGCGACAGCUCGUCAGGUCACGACUCAGAGACCACUGACACCACCACAGACCGACUUCCGGGCGGGCACAUUAGACCUCAAUAGCUUCCCACGUCUUCCAAUGCCCGGAUGGGCCGAUGGUAAUUCGACAAAGACGCUGGCUGGAGAGAUCAAACACAUGCAGAAGGUCCAGGCCAGCACCCCGCUGCACGAGCUCGGCUGGUACAUCGAUUUUGACAGCAUGGAGAACAUGUUCCAGUGGAUCGUCGAGUUUCACAGCUUUGAUCCUGAGCUCCCCCUGGCGAAGGAAAUGAAGAAGGCUGGGAUCACGUCGAUCGUCCUGGAGGUGCGCUUCGGACGAGACUACCCCUACUCGCCGCCGUUUGUGCGUGUGGUCCGCCCCCGAUUCUUGCCAUUCUCUUCGGGAGGCGGCGGGCAUAUCACGAUCGGAGGCGCUAUUUGCAUGGAACUUCUCACCACGUCCGGAUGGAGCCCAGUGACGAGGAUGGACACCGUUUUUGUCUCGAUCAGGAUGGCCAUGAGUGAGACGGAGCGCCCAGCACACCUGCAGACCACGGAAACCUCAGCCAAAAUGUUCGACUACGGUGCCAACGAGGCGCUUGAUGCAUACAUCCGGUUUGCAGGCGUUCACGGGUGGGCGGUGCCCAAGGAUCUGCGGGAGACAGCUACUCAGGGCUGA
Molecule: messenger RNA, 3750 nt
Organism: Diaporthe citri
Lineage: Eukaryota; Fungi; Ascomycota; Sordariomycetes; Diaporthales; Diaporthaceae
Exons: 2
Coding region: 1-3750 (1249 amino acids)
Molecular function (GO): NAD+ poly-ADP-ribosyltransferase activity
Source: RefSeq, a predicted model, not a curated record